This is a messenger RNA of Hypanus sabinus (Atlantic stingray), 7875 nucleotides long. RefSeq names its product K(lysine) acetyltransferase 2B (gene kat2b). Gene Ontology annotation, biological process: positive regulation of transcription by RNA polymerase II; chromatin remodeling. Gene Ontology annotation, molecular function: histone H3 acetyltransferase activity; protein binding. The record is from RefSeq and is a predicted model, not a curated record. Bases 257 to 2755 code for a protein of 832 amino acids. Gene Ontology annotation, cellular component: nucleus; histone acetyltransferase complex. The transcript is spliced from 18 exons. Lineage: Eukaryota; Metazoa; Chordata; Chondrichthyes; Myliobatiformes; Dasyatidae.
CUAUAGCUUUAUUAAUAUAUUGGGACAAUUACUUUCUUCUUAUUGUAAUAAACAGUCAAAAAUAAAUGGGAAAUAACCUGGUGUGCGCCUGUGUGACAGCUUGUGCUCUGUACCGCCCCUGGCGGGGUGCUACCAGCGAUGAAGAUAAUGUAGGGGAGUGAGCUGCCACCGCGGCUGUGGUCACCAUUCCAGCGCGGAUCACUUCCUUAAAAAAAGAGCACAAUACCGCUCUGCACGUACAGAGCGGUUGGGAGCCAUGGCGGAGAGCGGCGUUAGCGGGGGAGCGGGCGGGCUCCAGCAGGGAUCCCCGGCCAUGUGUUUCGGAGCGGGUAGCAGCGGUGGCUCGGACUCAGCGACGCCCGUGUCGGUCUCCCUGCCUGCGCCCGCGUCCGUGUCGCUGCUCGGCUGCGCCGCGGUGGCGGAGAGCGGCCGCUCCGUUGGUUCGGGCAGCCAACAGCAGCGGGAGAGGAUCGCGCUGAGGAAGGCGCAGCUCCGCAGCUAUCCCCGGACAAAGAAACUGGAGAAACUCGGCGUCUACUCCGCUUGCAAGGCUGAAGAAUCCUGCAAGUGCAAUGGCUGGAAGAAUCCUAACCCUCCUCCAACUCCUCCAAGAGCCAACUUCCAGCAGGCAGCUGUCAGCCUUGCAGAACAAUGCCGAAGCUGUGGCCAUAUGCUAGCUGAUCAUGUUUCCCACUUGGAAAGUGUGUCAGAGGAAGAAAUGAACAGGCUUCUUGGAAUAGUACUGGACGUAGAAUACCUAUUUACCUGUGUCCACAAAGAGGAAGAUGCAGACACAAAGCAAGUUUACUUUUACUUGUUCAAACUUUUGAGAAAAUGUAUUUUACAAAUGGGAAACCCUGUUGUGGAAGGCCCAUUAGGAUGUCCGCCGUUUGAGAAGCCCAGUAUAGAACAGGGAGUUACUAAUUUUGUGCAGUACAAAUUUAGCCACCUUCCGCCAAAGGAAAGGCAAACAAUUUGUGAACUGUCUAAAAUGUUUUUGAAUCGAAUCAACUACUGGCAGCUGGAAACACCCUCGCAAAGGAGACUUCGGGUACCAAAUGAUGAUUGUGCUGGAUACAAGGUUAAUUAUACAAGAUGGCUGUGUUACUGUAAUGUCCCUCAGUUCUGUGAUAGUCUUCCUCGGCAUGAAACCACGCAGGUUUUUGGAAGAAUAUUGCUUCGCUCUGUUUUUACUGUAAUGAGGCGGCAGUUAUUGGAAAAAUCCAGGCAAGAGAAAGAUAAGCUACCUUUAGAGAAACAAACAUUGAUCCUAACACAUUUUCCAAAAUUCCUUUCCAUGUUGGAGGAAGAAGUAUAUAGCCACAACUCUCCCAUAUGGGAUUUAGACUUCACUGCGUCAUCCGGUAACAUCCAAAUAGGGAUGCAAGCAGCUCCCACCAAGCAAUUUGGGUAUGAAUCCAGCCCAAUUUCUGGCAGUACUGAUCAAACCAACUCUGGAAGCUUGAGUCCUAUCUGGAGGAAGAAAGUGACUUCUGGCUCUGAACAAAUAUUGGGAGAGAAAAGAAAACCGACAGAAUCUUUGAAUAUGGAUGAUGCUAAGAGACAAAGAGUCUUGGGAGAUAUCCCUAUGGAACUGGUGAAUGAAGUAAUGUCAACCAUCACAGAUCCUGCUACUAUGUUGGGUCCAGAGACGAGUUUACUAUCAGCACACGCUGCCAGAGAUGAGGCGGCAAGGCUUGAAGAAAGAAGGGGUGUAAUCGAAUUCCACGUUGUAGGAAACUCACUGACCCAAAAGCCAAACAAAAAAAUGAUGAUGUGGCUCGUUGGCCUACAGAAUGUUUUUUCCCAUCAGUUACCAAGGAUGCCCAAGGAAUACAUCACCCGCCUUGUCUUUGACCCCAAACACAAGACCCUUGCUUUGAUCAAGGAUGGUCGUGUCAUUGGCGGUAUCUGUUUCCGGAUGUUUGCAACACAAGAUUUCACAGAGAUUGUGUUUUGUGCGGUGACUUCUAAUGAACAAGUCAAGGGUUAUGGAACUCAUCUAAUGAAUCACCUCAAGGAAUAUCACAUAAAACAUAACAUUCUAAACUUCCUUACUUAUGCAGAUGAAUAUGCAAUCGGCUAUUUUAAAAAACAGGGAUUCUCAAAGGAUAUAAAAGUUCCAAAAGUGAAGUAUGUUGGUUACAUUAAAGACUAUGAAGGUGCCACUCUGAUGGGGUGUGAGCUAAAUCCACGGAUCCCAUACACUGAGUUCUCUGUGAUCAUAAAGAAACAGAAGGAGAUUAUAAAAAAAUUGAUAGAAAGAAAACAGGCACAGAUUCGCAAAGUGUAUCCAGGACUCUCCUGCUUCAAAGAGGGAGUGCGACAAAUCCCCAUUGAAAGUAUACCUGGAAUAAGUAAGCAAACUAGCACAGAGGAAUCUGGUUGGAAACCUAGCGGAAAAGAAAGAGGAAAAGACUCAAGAGACCCUGAACAGCUUUACAAUACCUUAAAGAACAUUUUGCAGCAAGUAAAGAGUCACCAAAGUGCUUGGCCAUUCAUGGAACCAGUUAAGAAAACUGAUGCCCCUGGUUAUUAUGAAGUCAUCCGCUUUCCAAUGGAUCUGAAAACAAUGAGUGAACGUGUCAAGAACCGUUAUUAUGUGACAAAAAAAUUAUUUAUGGCAGAUAUGCAGCGCAUCUUCACAAACUGUCGGGAAUACAAUCCUCCAGAAAGUGAGUACUUCAAGUGUGCCAAUAUCUUGGAAAAAAAUUUUUACACUAAAAUAAAAGAAGCUGGACUAAUUGACAAAUGAUUUCAAGUAUUUGGUGACCUGAUAAGCCUGCUCGUUUAAUGUACUAUAUAAUAAUGUACUGUAUACAGUGGGCCUAUUACAGUGCUUACCAGUAACUCUAAACAUCAGCUGUUUGGGAAAUUCUUAAUCCAGUCAGUUACAAUUCAAAGCACAUUGGAUCUGUUGUAUGCCAAGAGCUCUCCUGAGGAGAUGUUUUCAUGUUACUGUGUUGAGGCCUGGAAAAUGCCUGCUGAGUAUACAGUGUUUGUAGCAGAGGUAUGUGAACACGUGCUAAUACAUUGAGAGAUGAUUUGAUUGCCGAAACUUAAUGUAUUCCUUUAGUGAAACAACUGUUCGGUGCGGGUAGUGUGUUUCCAUGCUGGGUUAGAAGGCUGGUGGUAGUGCACUCAUAAACUUGAACACAUAUCAAUGGAGUGUUUCUACUGUCUCGUUUAUUAGCACUCAAAAUUUACACUUGUCAAUUAUAUUUGCAUUUCUUGCCAUUGUGGAGAGGCAAAGAAACAACAAAAGCAAUUUUAAUUCACUAAGGCAUUAUUUUACCUAACUGGUCUGCAAGUAUUCUUGAAGCUUGUGAUUACUACUCUAACUCAUAGAAGUGACUAAUGAGCAAAAUCAUUAAGUCCUCUUUGGGGGUAGGAGCUCUUCCCAUUGAACUUCUUAAACACUGUAGCUAUUAGCCAAGAUCCUGACAAAAAGGAUCUGGUUUGACAGAUUGCUAAGAGCUGUUGGUACUCUGUGCUGUGGGGUGGAAUUUUGCACUCUGUUUCACAUGCUGAAUUGUGUGAUAUUUGCCUUCAAGAUUUGAUAACAUCGAAGGUAAUAAUGGAACUGAAUUGCAGUUUGGAGCUUCUGUAUGCAAAUACAGUAAUAUUACAUGUUCAGCAUUGCAACUGGGGACAGAUUUCUAACCCAAAGGCUUCAGCUAUUUAAACACCAAAUAAGCUUGCAGGCUUCUAACCCUUGGCAAUAUAUUAGACAUGCUCUUUAAGGGAAAGGUAUCUUCUCUAAAUUGCAAAGCACAAAUUUCUGAAUUUCUGAAUAUUUUGGUUUGAAGGAGAGUGUGGAUAAAGGUAUCUUUCAGUAUCAAUAACAGGCUGACAAUAAAAACAAAACAAUGCAGUAAGAUGAAAUAUAAUAUCCUCAACUGAGAUAACAUAAUAGAGAAAGUUUUCUAUUCAGAGACAAAUUAUAUGUUUUAAUUUGCAGAUAGUACAUUUUAAAUGGUUAAAGUAUUUUAAAUUUAUAUGGGAGGAGAACAUUUCCAAACUAUGAAAUUCUCUAGUUCUAAAAGCUGAGGAAAAUCAUUGUGUAUUGCUUGUAACAGUCUGAUUUAUACAGACUUCUUACAGUAGAAAGAUAAAUUUAUUUUUGGAAUUUUCUGUGCAGAUAUCACAAAUUUUUGUCUUUCAGUCUGCAAGAUGGUGUUACUUAGCCACAUGUUUGUACCCAAGUCUAAACAGAUAACAAUAUUUAACCCCCCUAUUCUCCUUAACUUGCCUUUUCUGCCAUUGUGGUAACAAUGUUACAUUCCAUCCUUGAUAGAAAACCAUUUGGGGUAGUGUACACAUAUCAUGAUGGAUAUUUUUAUCCAUUUCCUUUUAGUUCUUAUGCAAAUAUAUAGAGAUGAAAAAAUUGUUUCUCUAAAUGUAGGGAAGAAUCUGCAAUUGAAAUUAUAAGAAGUUAGAUCCAAGGAGUUUGGAGAAAUUCAAUGAUUUUGAGCCCCAGUGGGAGUAUUUGGUCGUCAUCCAGAAAUGCUGGAGAUUGACUUGCUGAUCUGAUUGUCGAAGUCUAUCUCCAAGCCCGUGACUAAGUGGCAAUGCAGUGAUCCAAAUCAGGAAUCAGCGUCCUGUUUGCCAUUUUAGGAUAGUACUGCACAAAAUAUGCACCUCACAGAUUGUACUCUGUUUAGUAUUGCUGUAUCUGGUAGGCUAACGGGAGAAGAGCUUAGAAGAGGCAUUUACUACUUUGGUACAGUGGGCGCUGACACAGUGGUGAACAGAAUACUCUCCUGACCUUCAUAAAACUGGCCUUUCUGCUCUUUCCCAGCUCCAAGACCAAACAUGUCCCAUUUAUCACAGAAACUUGCAGUUAGUUUGGAUGAGUUUGAUAGUUUUCCACUGAAAGCCCAAUGGCUGUGUAAUGCAGACGGCAGUCAAAAUGGUCCAUGCCUCCCUUGCCAGCCCUGUUGGGCAGAUGAAAUCCACUAGUUUUAUUUCAGUUAACAGACAGAUAGAUUUGUUCAAACAUCCACCACCACCCCUCUUCCAAUAAAUAUUUGGUUGCAAAAUAAGUAUGUUUUAUAUAAUUAAUUAGUGGAGAUACUUUAACUUGUAUUGCUCCAAAGAGUUGCUAACCUUUUGAGCUCCUAAAUAAGUCAUUUGUUAUUACUGUUCAAAUGAGUCACAUCAAAGAUAGAGACUUCACUUAAUAAUUUGGGAUAACGUUAUAUUGUUUGUUAAGGAUAGUGAUUUUUUUAAGAUCAUACAUUUUUUUUUCAUCUGAAUUGGAGAAUUACUCAAACAAAUAUUGAAAGUUUUGCAACCUCAAGCAUGUAGUUACCUUAAUGGCAACAGUAGACAUUCCUCACAAACAGGUAUUUUAGAAUUGUCCUAAUAUAGCAGCUCUGUGAUUUGUAAGAGGGAUAGGAAAUAAUUCAUUCAAUAUCCGUCUUUUAAAACAUUAUGAUAAUUGCUUGGCAAUUCCAUGAAAACAAAACAAAUUACUAAAUUAGUUGAAUUCAAGAGAAUUCCUAGUACAGUUAACCUUACAUCACAUUUUAGCUUACCAAUAUUUUAAUUAGUUAACAGUAUUUAUAUAAAUAUCUUCUAUCACUGUCAAAAAAAGACCAAAAUUAGAGAAUUUAAAUUGUGUUUGAUGUUCUGAGUCAUCCAGGCAUAAAACAAAUUUGUGAGGGCCACAUAUAGUCAUAGAAAAGUACAGCACAGAAAUAGGCCCUUCGAUCCAUCUAGUCCAUGAUGAACCAUUUUGCUAUUCCCAUGGACCUGCAGCUGGACCGUCACCCUCCACACCCUGGCAUCCAUGUACCUAUCCAAACUUAAACGUAGAAAUCAAGCUUAUAUCCACCAUAACCAGGACCAUAACUUACAGCACCAUGAGUGCUGGUAACUCAUUCCACACUCUUAUGACCCUUUGAUUGAAGUAUCCCCUCAUGUUAUAUGCUUCAGUGAUGUAUAUGUUUUCAAUCAAAGAGUUUUCCUAUUACCAAAACACCAAAAACAAAUAAAUAGGAGCAUCAAAUUAUACAUGUGUGUGUAUACAUAAGUAUUUUGUAUUUAUUUAUUUUUGGUGUUUUGGUAAUGUGAAAACACCUUGAUGUUUUGAUUGAAAAUGUACAUAUCAUUGAAACAAUACUACCAAGUAGCCCAUUCUAAAUCUCCUCAAAAUCCGGAUGAGUGCAAAGAAAAAUAAUUAUGGAAAAGUGCGUUAACAUACAGAAAUACUAGAAUAUUUACAUUUGGUCUAAUUGACUUGCUUGAACUUAAAGGCAAGUUGAUGAGUUGGUGGUGCAGGUAUUAUGGAGGUUGGUUAUCUUCUCUACAUGUUAAUUAGGCUUAAUUUCUAAAGUAUUCAAUAGUCAUGGUAUUUUGCCUGAUACAUGCAUUGGACAAGCUAAACUCAAAAUGUUAGCACAAUUAAAAUAUAGAGCUAGAAAAGACCAAAAUCAAUAUUCUUUUAUAAACUUAUUGGUAGCCCAUCAUUGCUGAAACAGUAAUAAAACAGUAAGACCAUGGAUAAAAUCACCUAUUAUUUUGAAGAAUGUUUUAAGUUGCCCAUAAGAGCACUCAUGAACAAGCACACAGAAUGAUCAGUUCACCAUAAUACAUUUGAUUGAAGAUCUACAUAUCUGUCCAGAUGAUUUGGGAUAGGACUAGUUGUCUAAAAUGUUACAUUUUAAUUACAAGUUCUUCAGUGUGUAAUUAAAUAAAUAAAUAAAUAAAUAUAUUUGUCAGCAACCAUGUAUCUUCCGAAUUGAAAGCCAUGUACAUCUUUGAUUAGAUUGGUUCAUUGUAAAGUUAAGGGUAAUGCAAUAAUAUUAAGAGCCCUCAAAUUUCACUGAAACCUACUUUCGGUAAAACUAAAAUACUGCUCUAAAUACUGAUGAACUGUACUUAAAAUGCUCUUUUACAUGUCAGAUUAAUUCAAUUUUGAACCAUUAUAGAUCACAUUUUUCUCAUUUCAGAGUUUCAAAUUUAAUUUGGAAAAUGAACUAUCAAAUAUAGCCUUUUGCUAUAUGUUGAGUUCCCAUUCAUUACAGAAAAGAUGUAUCUUGUUUCUUCACAUUGUGUCUUUUUAAUUCCAAACUAUUUAGUUUGUCAGUUGGAGCUGAAGAACAAAUGUGAUUUGUUUCUGUGUGGUUAAAUGAAGAAUCUAAUUUUCUCUCUUUGUGUAUUCCCAUGAAUAUGGAAUUAGUGAUCAUCAGACCUUAAAAAGACAAAUCUCAACCAAUGAUUAUGUUUGUGGUAUACUUACAAGUGUUAAAGUGUAUUUGCUAAAAGUAACCUUAUCUUCUUUCAUACAUUGUUGAUAGAAUUUCUAAAAGCACUUUGUUACUAAAAUGGUUGUGGCAUCCCAUUGUUAAAUAUUUAAGAGGGUGAAUAUUCCAAAAAUAUUGUUUGAGAAGGUGUUAAAAUAAUCAAGUAUAUUGUUACUUGCUAAAUCCACCUAUUGGACCUGUGGAUUGCAGUCAUGUGCAUUUUCUCACAAUUGGGGUUAAUACAAUAUUUUAAUAUGAUUUAAUUAGGACAAUAUUCCAAAGCAAACUAAGAUUUAAGAUGCCAUGAUUUAAGCUUGAGCCUUCAGUCCUCCUUGAUAAGUUGAAUGACAUUCUUAAUUGUUAGGACAUACUGAACGUUAUUUAGAUAAGUGAACAUCAAGUUUUUUUUUAUUUAAAAUGGUCUAGUGUUUUUCUAUUUAAAAGAAAUGUUUCUCCAAUAAUAUAAAAUUAGAAUGUAAACAAAAGUAUGACUAACUUAUUAAGAAUUUUUCUAAAUUUAUCUUGUUUUUUUUCAUUUUUAGAGGAAAGGAGUAGAUUUUGUGCAAUACUUUAAACUUCACUUUUGAGGUUUUGUAAAUUUUUGUAUUUACUACUUAUAUAGUAC